CGUCUUCGGAUUCAUCACUCGUCAUUGCCAACUUCUUUCUCUCCCCUCUCUCCCCCUCUGUUUCUUGCGGGGUAUCUCGCAGCACAUCCGUCCUUCGAUCUCGCAACCGUUCGUGGGCCGGGCAACCGCCGAACCGCCGAACCGCCAACAUGACGGUCCCUACAUACCUCCGGGGCCGCAUCUCCUCGCCCCUCGAAGCCGGUCCCUCCAUCGUCGACGACCACCAUCUGCCCAGCCAAGUCAACCAGGCGCUUGAAUAUGCCUCGAAGCGGCUAGGAAGGAAAGCAUCACAUAUCACCCUCCUCGUCGUCCGCCGGGACUACCAGCUCCCUACCUCGCCUACUCCUUCUCUAAUAUACACUCCGCCGGGUUCGCUCCCCGUGUCGACUACCGCCGCCAGCACCCCGUCCAAGCCGUCCUUCCCGGCCUCCUCGAGGAUCGAGGCGCUCAAGCAGCUCGUCCGCUCACACAGCUCGGUGGAGGGGCAAAUACGAGAGAGGACAGUCCACGUUCGCCUGGACAGGUUUCGCAACGGUACCGCCUCGCCCGCCUUCAGCGAGGCCUCGGCCUUCUCGGCCUCCACAGUUUCCUCCUCCACCGACUCGACAUUCAGCCACAGGAUACGACAGCCAGGAAGCCCGACGCCAUACGGAAGCGUCCCCGUGACACCGGCCACUCCGUUUACCGUCAUGUCGUCGCUGUCGGGUACGGACGGGACCAGUCCCCUCUCGCGGGCGGGGACACAGACCUCGACCCAAUUCGGCCUCCGACUCGCCUACGCCCACCCUUUGAGCCCACGUGAAGAGAAAGCUCUCGCGGGGGCACUCGAGAAGGCGGCCAAGAAGUUCAAGCUAGCUCCUAAUUGGCUCCCACAAGCGGUCCCUCCUUCGACGCUUGGCCUGCCAGCGGACCUAGUCCUGAACUCGACCGCUCAGAACGAGACCCUUUUCGAGUCUGACCAGCUCACGCUCCUGUCGCUCGACCACCUGUACACCUUCCGGACCGCCCUGCAAGCAUACGCCCGCACCAGGCUCGCGUGCCGCCUCGAAGACGCCGUCGACGAACUGCGCCGCCUGUUCCUCGCCAACGGCCGCCGCGCGCUCCGCAAGAGCGCCCUGCUGGCCGCCUACCGUUGGCUCGACCCCCUCGACGACGCCGCUCUGGCCGAUGUCUGCCGCAUGUACGAGCGGGCAUACGGGGGCGUCGAGAGGGAGAGCGGAGUCGAGAACGACGACGUCGACCCGGCGCCGGGUUGGCCGCUGCCCGAGAUCACGAGGGGACCCGGGGCUAUCGAGCAGCGGACGGCAGCGCGAGGACCGGACAGAGUCACCAGUCCUCCACGACGGCGAGAGCCAGAGCCAGAGCCAGAGCCAGAGACGAGAACCCGGACUCUUGAUCUGGCCGAGGCCCUGGACAAGGAAGUCCUCCUCUCCACCGCCGACCUCCACCCGGAUGACGAGUCCGAGCUGGACGAGGUCGAAGCCUGGUACCGCGAGAUCCAACUGCAACAGCAGAACGCCGACAGGCCCCCCACGGUCGAGAUCCACCCCUUACGCUCCAACCCGCCCAGGACGACCACGACCCCGGCGGUAGUCGAGGUCCGCCCGCCCCCUCCCUCAACGCCGCCCCCGCCGCCACCGACAUCAGCAACCUACCGGGACCGGCCCUGGCACGAGCCAGAGGAACCCAGCCUUUCGGAGAUGCUCCGCACCACGCCCAAGCUCCGCCCGGCGCCGCCGGGCCGCUCCCUCGCGCUGAAGUUGCAGACGACGUUUGACAAACCGGCCAAGGGAGGCGGCGGCGUGGUGGGGGGCAAGAGGCAGCAGCAGCCCCAUGCCGAGAAGGGCGGCGGGGAACAAGGGCAAGUAGCCGGAGAAGGAGGACAACAGCAAAGAAGAGAAGAGGAAGAGGAAGAGGAGGAACUGACGGCGCGCCCGCGCAGCGCCAUCAAGUCGUUUGCCAGCGCGCGGUGGACGACGAUGACGACGACGACGACGACGACGGACGCCAACAACUGCGCCAACGGCGGCAUGUCCAUCGACGAGAUGCUGCACGGCGCGGUAGGGGGGUACUGCGGGACGGGGGAGCGCCCGCCGUCCUCGUCCUCGUCGUCGUCGUCGUCGUUGUCGCCCGUGGAGAGGAUCGGGCCGAUGACGCCCAACGGGUACGACGACAUCUCGCCCAUCACGCGGGGCGAAUGGGGUUUCCUGAUGUUUGGGAAGGGCAAGACGGCGCGGGUGGAGACGUGCUAGCUAGCUUUUGUUCCCUUUUUGGACCGGGUUACCUUUGUGUCAGACUGAGGCAAGAAGAGAAAGGUGGGAAGGGGAUGGGGUGGGGGGGAGAAGG
Messenger RNA from Thermothelomyces thermophilus ATCC 42464, 2346 nucleotides. RefSeq lists its product as uncharacterized. Bases 150 to 2252 code for a protein of 700 amino acids. NCBI's taxonomy places the organism in Eukaryota, Fungi, Ascomycota, Sordariomycetes, Sordariales, Chaetomiaceae. The record is from RefSeq and is a predicted model, not a curated record. The transcript is spliced from 2 exons.